AUGACGGAUGUUUGGAAGUCGAACGCAAGGAGAUUUUGCGAGAUAUGUAAGGUAUGGUUUGCGGAUAAUCGAGUUAGUAUAGAGCAUCAUGAAGGAGGACAAAAGCACAAAGCUGCUAUCCAGGCUAAACUACGAGAGCUUGGUAAACAAAACAAACAAAAAGAAAAAGAGAAGAAUGAUUUACAAGCAACGUUAGCGAUGAUGGAAUCUGCGGCGAGCAAAAGUAUGGGAAUUGGUGGUUCAUGUCCUUCGGCGGGAAUAGCCGGUCCGCUGCCGAAACCAAAAAAAUAUAUGGAUCCACGAGUACAUAGUGCUUCAAUCGCUGAAAUGGCUCGUCAGAUGGCGCAGCGGAGGAAAGGGCAGGAAUUAGAGCAGAAGAAAGCAGAAUAUAAAGCAGAAAAUGAGAAAUGUGAUCCAGAAAGUGAAACAGUUUGGGUUGAAGCUAGGGCAGACAAUGGUGCACUAUAUUAUUUUCAUAUGUAUAAUGGAGUAACCGUUUGGGAGCAACCCCAAAAUUACUACACAGCAGAACAGUACGCUAUGAAAUUGGCUACGAUGGAGAAUAAGACUGAUGCAGUGGCUAGGAAUCAGGUUACUGAUCCAAAUAUAUUGCAAUCAGAACAGCGUCGUCAUUGGGGUCAGCAAGAAACUGAAGGGAUCAGUAAAGCACCGAAGAUACGACAAAGCGCUUUUUCACACACUGAGACUGAAAAAGUAAUUCUAGAAGAACGAAAUGCAAAAGAGAUCUCGUCAAAUGUUCAAAAUCCAAGUACAUAUCAGUCAACUUCUAUGAAUGAGAUGGGAGAAAGUCCGUCUCAAAAACCACAAAUCAUGAAAUUUGAUCCACAGAUGAACGCUACAAAUUUUGCUGUUAAUGAGUGUGAUAUUCCUCUGCCUCCAUCUUCUGAGAAUUCAAAUCAAGAGAAACUGACAUUGAAUUUGACGAAGGAGGAGCCAUUAGAAAAGAGCAGUUGUAAUCGAUUUAUUCAGAAUGAAUACUCGAAUUUCAAGGAAGAGAAUAUCGAUAUCAAAAAUGAAACGGAGAAAAUUACUGAAGAGAUUAUAGAGCAGAAAGAGCCACCGCAGUCUAGUCCAUACGGUCCGUGGGUACCGGUAGAGAAAAUUCCGGAGAAGCCAAAAGUAAAUUGGGAGUUACCUACUGAGGAACAAGGGCGAAAACGAGCCAGCGAACCGAUUUUGGCACCAGAAGACCUCAUCACAUUUAGCAAUAAGAGUGCAGUGGUAAAACGAAAGAAAAUAGAUGGACCCAUUGAAUUCAGGAAGAGAAAAACAACAAUUAAAAUUAGACAAUCUAUUAUUGAUCAGUAA
This is a messenger RNA of Brugia malayi, 1329 nucleotides long. RefSeq names its product U1 zinc finger family protein. Bases 1 to 1329 code for a protein of 442 amino acids. The transcript is spliced from 10 exons. Gene Ontology annotation, cellular component: precatalytic spliceosome; nucleus. Gene Ontology annotation, biological process: mRNA splicing, via spliceosome. Gene Ontology annotation, molecular function: protein binding; zinc ion binding; RNA binding. The record is from RefSeq and is a predicted model, not a curated record. Lineage: Eukaryota; Metazoa; Nematoda; Chromadorea; Rhabditida; Onchocercidae.